AUGACCCACAAAGCACUGGACUACUUACAGGAGCACCUGCUGUGCGGGGGAUUUGUGGAGAUUGAGAGCAAUGCUUACGAUGUGACUGGGAAGAAUGCCUUCUUAGACUAUGCUUUCUACGGCUGCUACUGUGGUUGCGGUGGCAAAGGGGAGCCCUUGGACGACAAUGACAGGUGCUGCUGGGCACAUGACUGCUGCUAUGACAAGUUAGAAGGAAAAUGUGAAUCCAAACUCCAAAAGUAUAGCUACACCUACAAUGCAGGCGUUGUUACCUGUACUGAUUCGAACUUCUGCAAGUUUGAAAGCUGUACUUGUGACAAGUUACUUGCUGAAUGUUUGAGGGAACACACGAGCAGUUUCAACCCCUCCUACAAGGGUUUUUCCCGCUCCAAAUGCAAAGAGAAAAACCUUCCGUGCCAAGCCUGA
Molecule: messenger RNA, 426 nt
Organism: Dromiciops gliroides (monito del monte)
Lineage: Eukaryota; Metazoa; Chordata; Mammalia; Microbiotheria; Microbiotheriidae
Product: acidic phospholipase A2 PLA-1-like
Exons: 3
Coding region: 1-426 (141 amino acids)
Biological process (GO): arachidonate secretion; phospholipid metabolic process; lipid catabolic process
Molecular function (GO): A2-type glycerophospholipase activity; calcium ion binding
Source: RefSeq, a predicted model, not a curated record